UCAUUUCAUGUGUGAUAGAGCUUGCGUGUUUAGUUAGUGAGUUUGAGUAACCUCGCGUAAACUAAAUAACUUUUACUUAAAUUUCAGGGCCAUUGACAGCUGACAGAUCCAGACGAAGACAAUCAGAUUUGUUACUAACCCUUUACUGCACUUACUUGAGCAUAUCAAGCACUAAUGGUUUACAGAAUGUGAGAAUCUUGCAGAAAAUCGGUGAAAUUCAUUUUGAAUUUUGGUUUCAAGUUUGAGUUGAUUUUUCAGUCGGUUUACCAGUUCUGAAGUGUUUGUACUGAACUCAAAUUCUUUGUCAUCUGUUUUUUUUUUUGUUCUUAUUACAACUAUCAUUAUCAUUCAUUUGCAUGAUUUUAUACUUAUCAUAUAGCUUAGAGUAAUUAAUAACUGUAGUGAUUAGUUAGUGCAGUAGUGAAUAGACUAGUUUGCAUUAAGUGUUGCUUAAAAGUAUCUAGAGUGUCGGUUGAAAACAAUAGAGCAAUUUAAGUAUUCAUUCUAGUGCCGAUUUAUUUUCAGCUUUAAAUUCAUCAGUUUGCAGUUUGUUUUUGUCAGAUUUUGAAUUGUUGAUAUGGCAGAAGGAGGUGAAAACCUAACAGGUGUUGAUCAAGAAGCGGGAGCGAAACCAAAGAAGGGGCGUGGCCGAGGAUUGUCAAAAACAAAUACAUCUUUGGUAGACCCAGGUAUAAAGCAACCCGGAUAUAAGGUAAUAAGUAACCAAGAAUAUGACGAUCUUAUGGCAUUGAAAGCUAGCACUCCUAUCAUAGGAAAUGCUGGACCAUUCAAUUUCCCUGGUUCGAAUGCAUCAUUACUGCAAAGUAAUUUUGAUGUAACACCUAAAUUACCUAUAUUCAGUGGUAGUCUUGAACCAAACAAGAGUGAAAUUAGCUACGAUGUUUGGAGUUUUGAAGUGAAAUGUUUACAGAAUUCGCAUGCUAUUCCUGAGGCUUUAUUGCUUCAGACUAUCAGAAAUUCUUUAAGGGGUGAAGCAAGGUCAAUGUUGGUAUCCCUUGGGGAAUCAACUACGGUAGAUAGGGUCUUAGCUAAACUGGAAGGUUUUUACGGCUUAGUCAGUAGCAGUGAAACUUUAAUGCAGGGCUUUUAUAAUGAUUGUCAAAAGGACACAGAGUCUAUUGUUCAAUAUGGUUCAAGAUUAGAGUCAACGUUGUGUAAAGCUAUCAAACAAGGUCAUAUCAGUGAUGCUGCAAAAGAAUCUAUCUUGUGUAGUAAAUUUUGGACAGGUCUUAAAAGCAAACCUUUGAGAAGUGCAACUAGGUAUCUUUUUGAUUCUGUGAAAGAUUUUCAGAGUUUACUUAAAGAAAUCAGAAAGAUUGAACAGGAGGAACUAUGCAGCAGUAAGGCCAGCGAAAAGUCGACAGCUCAUCAGAACCUUGGUACAGCAAGAGUAGAGAAAGAGUCUACAACUAACGAGGAGUUACUCAAGACACUACAAAGUAUUGAAAAAAGGUUAGAGAAAGUAGAACUAAUGCAUAAUCAAAGUAAUGAAUUAUCUCCUCCAAACACUCAGUUUUAUGGCAGAGGACGAGCAUUUCGGAGGGGGCAUUCGUACAACAGAGGAAACAACAGAGGUAGGUAUUUCAAGAAACCAUUUGAAGACAAAAUCAGGAGUGACCCAAAAGAGUAGUCUCUUCCACUGCAGGGCAAAUGGAAGAGAAAAGUAAGUGCCCUACAACUUUAGAACAGAGAAUGGUUGGUCCAUCAAAUACAAGUACUGUUAAUUUUUGUGGAAAAGAGGUCAUUGGUCUCAUAGAUAGUGGA
Magallana angulata is the source of this 1785-nucleotide messenger RNA. RefSeq lists its product as uncharacterized. The record is from RefSeq and is a predicted model, not a curated record. The coding region runs from base 578 to 1651 and encodes 357 amino acids. The transcript has a single exon. Lineage: Eukaryota; Metazoa; Mollusca; Bivalvia; Ostreida; Ostreidae.